Messenger RNA from Microbotryum saponariae, 1613 nucleotides. The record is from the annotation of a GenBank genome assembly. NCBI's taxonomy places the organism in Eukaryota, Fungi, Basidiomycota, Microbotryomycetes, Microbotryales, Microbotryaceae.
AUGCCUGCCAAGAUCGCUGUUAUCUACUAUUCGACGUGAGUUUUGCAUCUGUCACCGAGGCCAUGGUGCUUACACUGGACUCCGUGCAGGCGGGUCGGAGAGCGAGCGGCGCCCUUACCCCACACCCCCUAGAGAUCCUGUACCUGCGGACGCUGACUACAUACCUCUCGAACCAACAGCUACGGUCAUGUUCGCACGCUUGCUGAGUCUGAAGCGAAGGGCGCUAAGGAGGCUGGAGGUGACUGGAUGCUUGAUCAUGUUAUUCAGCGUUAGGAAAACCGCCUCUGACUAAGACGGCCGAUCUUCUUUCUCUGCCACAGCCGAUGUCACCAUCCUCCAAUUCCCCGGUGGGCAUCUGAGGCUUACGCAUACUUUGUCUCGAUAUCUUACCCUGUAUUCCAUCAACAGAAACCUUGAACGAGGAGAUCCGUGGCAAGAUGCACGCCGCACCCCUGUCCACCGAGCACCCGACCGUCUCUGCUGCCGACCUCGAGUUGUACGAUGGCUUCUUGCUCGGCUUCCCCACUCGAUAUGUAAGUUCGAACCUUAAUCUACAGUACCGAUUAUGUCUAUGGGAUAUACACGUGUAGAUGAACUCACUGGAACUGAUGCGCGCCGAGCCUCUGUCAUUCGAUCUCGCCCGUUCUUCCAGGGCCGAGCACCAGCUCAAGUGUCUGCAUUCUUCGAUCAAACUGGAGGCCAGUGGGCCCGUGGCGCCUUGUUCUCUAAGUUUGCGGGAGUGUUUACGAGCUCGGCUUCUCAACAUGGCGGACAAGAGACCACCGCUUUGACGACGAUUCCCUUCUUCGCGCACCACGGUAUCUCGUACGUGCCCAUCGGGUUCGCCGCACCGCAGUUGACCGAUCUCUCCGAGGUCGUCGGUGGCUCGGCCUGGGGUGCUGCCGGUGUCGCUGCCGGUGAUGGCUCGCGUGCCAUCUCCGAGAAGGAGACCGCCAUCGCCAAGUUCCAGGGCAAGUCUUUCGCCAACCUCGUCAAUACUUUCGUCGCGGGUAAAUCGGCGUAAGUGUCCAAGCUUCGCCUGGCGUUCUCACUGCUCAGCUCUCUAGAAUGCGUAAGGGAUAGGACAAGGAUAGAGCAUGUGCAAGAACGUAGCAUCGUGUUUUGUUUGUCCAAUUCAACACUCCAAUUUUCCCUGUCCCAAACUCCUGCGCACGAUCGAUAUUAUGACAUGCAAGCUGAUGACUGCAUUUCUUCUCCUAUUCUCGCUUCUCCCCCCACUCAAAUCACAGUCUGGCCAAGGAGUCCGCCGAAGCCUCCACCGCCGAGGAGCCCAUCGCCGCCAAGGCCAUCCCCGCGUCGGGUCCGUGGCAAACUUGGCUCUGUGGAUCAGAACAUCAAAGUACUGACACCAAUCUUGUCAUGCUCUGGUCACCAUAGCUGCCGCCGCCACGACGACUACGGCUGCGGACUCGACCCCUUACCAAGUCGAGCCCGAGGCGCAACAAAAGCCCCUCCCCGCUUCCACGGCCACCCAUUCGGCUCCUGCUGCGCCUGCGCUGAUCCCCGUCCCUGCUGCUACGGCUAACAAUGCCAAGAAGUCGUCGGGGGGGUUCUUCUGCUGCGGUGGCAAGUCGAGCAACUACGACUCGUAG